CUGAUAAGUGUUGGGCUCCACGCUGGGGAAAGCCUCAGAGUGGGGUUGAGCGCGGCGGAGAACGCGGAGGCUGAAAGCGGCGGCGCUUCAAACGAAGAGAACGGUCGCAGCGUUCUGUGGCCGCGCCGAACUGGUGCAACUUUGCUGCGGGAACAGCCGGAGGGACGGGGACUUCCACGCGCGGUCACUUUCGGCAAAAAAGUGACUUUGGGAUCAGCCCUGUUGCCGCUCCUUCUGCCCGACCGAGGAGAGAACUUGCCCGAUCAGCCGGCGCGACAAGUGCCUUGGUGAGCUGACUUUUCUGGACCGCGAAGAGACGAGAGUUGUGGUAACUUUUCGGAGCGAAUCCAGCCGGUGAGCAGAACGCUCGUGGCAGCCUUCCGGAGAAAAGGGCGAGGACUUCAACAAGUGUGUCUGAAGCUCGCCAACGCUCCGGCAACGAGGGCGCUCCCAAGAGGAAGAAAAAAGAAGGACUUUAGGGGGGUGGAGGAACAAGCAAAGUUGCUGGAGUCGUGAUCUGUGCCCAGAUUUGCAACUUUGCGGUGUUCAAAAGUUUUCCAAGUGCGGAAUACUUUGGCGGAGAGAGAAGUCCCAUCGCUUUCGUUCGCGCGCAAGAUUCUGGACCUGAUGUUCGUCCCGUGUUGUCUGAGCUGAAAAAUCGCCUGCCUGAUCAAUCCAGCCCUCCCCGCCUUACGAAGGGGGGUGAGAAAAUAAGGACCAAGCCAAUGCCUUGUGGCUAAAAAGUAAGACUUGAAAGCUUCACUCCUCUCUUUUUCCGCAGGACUCUUUCAUAGUUUAUUUUCGUUCAGUCGCUGUAGGGGGGUGAACUCGGUGGCUGGACUCACUUUUUUAAAGUGGAAGCUAAUAGAAAAGGUUCCUUUCUGUUCUUGGCUGUAAAAGCACCAACCUGUGGACUGUAUUCUAUGACUGCAAAGAUGGAACCUACUUUCUAUGAUGAUGCCAUAAAUGCUACCUUUGUACAGCCAGAAAGUGGUACUUAUGGAUAUAACAAUCCCAAAGUUCUGAAGCAGAAUAUGACUCUGAAUCUGGCUGAUCCCGCCAGUAACCUCAAGCCCCACCUGAGGAACAAGAAUGCUGACAUCUUGACCUCUCCAGAUGUAGGCCUCCUCAAGCUGGCAUCUCCUGAACUAGAAAGGCUGAUCAUCCAGUCGGGCAAUGGCCUGAUUACCACCACUCCUACCCCCACCCAAUUCCUCUGUCCCAAAAAUGUCACUGAUGAACAAGAAGGGUUUGCUGAAGGCUUUGUCAGAGCACUUGCAGAACUACACAACCAAAACACCAUGCCAAGUGUUACUUCUGCUGCCCAGCCUGUUAACACCGGCAUGGCUCCUGUCUCAUCUAUGGCUGGAAACAGUGGUUUCAGUGCCAGUUUGCACAGCGAGCCUCCAGUCUAUGCCAACCUCAGCAAUUUCAACCCGAAUACGCUCAACGCAGCACCUAACUACAAUUCAAACAACCUGGGCUAUCCUCCUCAGCAUCUAAACCCCCAGAUGCCAGUGCAGCAUCCCCGCCUUCAAGCUCUGAAAGAAGAGCCUCAGACUGUCCCAGAGAUGCCUGGGGAGACUCCUCCCUUGUCCCCUAUUGACAUGGAAUCCCAGGAAAGGAUCAAGGCAGAGAGGAAGCGCAUGAGGAACCGAAUUGCAGCCUCCAAGUGCCGGAAAAGGAAGUUGGAACGGAUUGCCAGGUUGGAAGAAAAAGUGAAAACUUUGAAAGCGCAAAACUCAGAACUGGCAUCUACUGCCAAUAUGCUACGAGAGCAAGUUGCUCAGCUGAAGCAGAAGGUCAUGAAUCAUGUCAAUAGUGGGUGCCAGCUAAUGUUAACACAGCAGUUGCAAACUUUUUGAAGAGACUAGCAGUAACUGUAUGUGAUAGAGAGGAAUUAAGCAAAAAAGAGCGUGAGAGAGAGGUGGAAAGCUCUGGGGGGAGGGGGGCAGAGAAAAUGCUGAAAGGCAUUGGUUCCUGAGGGUGCUCCCCCAAAAGCAUGUGUGGAGAGACUUUCAUGCCAUUUGUUUUGAAGUGGUGGCAAGCCAGUCAACAGUACUGUUCCUGCUCAGAUGAGGCACAAGAGCAUUUUUUUAACAUUGACCAAGACCUGCAUGGACCUAACAUUCAGUGAUCAUUCAGUAUUAAAGGUUAAACUGCAGUAGACAAUGUAGAUUGCUUUUGCUAGUACUCCUUUUAAGAAAAAGUUUGGGAGGGAGUUUGUGGGAAGCUAACAACAGAAGCUGAACUAUACUGCCUGCCUUUGAGUCAAGUUGUGUAUGUACAUAUCUUUUUUAUUUUAUGAAAGCUGAUUAAUGUCAAUAAAACUACUUCAUGACUUUGUAAGUUAUUUUUAUGUUCAUUUGGGUUCUUCCCAAUAUUGUCUGUAAAUAAGAGAUUUUUUUAGCACUCUUGAGUUUACCAUUUGUAAUAAAGUAUAUAAUUUUUUAUGUUUUAUUCUGAACAAAAAUGCAGAAAAGGUUGGUUUUAUUUAAGAAACAUCAACAAAGCAGCACUCGCUUCCUCUGAGAACUUUUAAAUCCAGCAUAUAUCCCAACUUGUGGUUAGAUGCUAGAACUGUUUUCCCUUUUUACAGCAUUGAUUAACAAACUCUUCUAUAACCAGGCUCCAUAAAGACUUAUAGCUUCUGCCUGUUCUUGUAAAACUGCAUGCUCUGUGAGGAGCUAAUGACAUAGUUUGGUCAGAAGCCAAAAAUUAGCAAGGGGGAGGGGAGCUAAAAAUGUAAUGACUAUUCCUUGUACUAGGAAUUUUCAAGUAUCACUGGCAUUUCCCAUUUAGAUACUCCAUUAAGUAAUUACUUUUGAUAACAUGUGUUUUCAAAAAGGGAAUCUUGAGAUGGGAAUUUGUCUCCUUAAUGCUUUUGUUAACUCCUAGAUGAAAGAUGGUAUUUGUUCAUGAGUAUUUAUAACUAUGCCUGUUGUCCAAUAAAAUCAUUCUAUUACUCUUUCCACA
Molecule: messenger RNA, 2976 nt
Organism: Sphaerodactylus townsendi
Lineage: Eukaryota; Metazoa; Chordata; Lepidosauria; Squamata; Sphaerodactylidae
Gene: JUN
Product: Jun proto-oncogene, AP-1 transcription factor subunit
Exons: 1
Coding region: 924-1865 (313 amino acids)
Biological process (GO): regulation of transcription by RNA polymerase II; regulation of cell cycle; regulation of cell population proliferation
Cellular component (GO): transcription regulator complex
Molecular function (GO): transcription factor binding; DNA-binding transcription factor activity, RNA polymerase II-specific; RNA polymerase II cis-regulatory region sequence-specific DNA binding
Source: RefSeq, a predicted model, not a curated record